AUGCAUCCCCCGCGGCCGCGAUGGCAGCGACGGACCCGACGGCGGCAGCUAGCCCGCCUCCCUCGCCCCUCCGGGAGGAUGCUGAAGCUGUUCGGAGCGCUGGUGCUCCUCGGACUGGCCCUGGCGUGCAUCACCUCCUGGGUGCUGGACAGCUACGACACGGCUUGGCACCCGAAGCGGAGCGUCCAGCACCCGGCGGCCGGCGACGGAGCCGGGUCCAAGGGCAGCUCUCCACCGUUCCCCGGCGGCGAACUGGACGGGAUCUUCUGGUUCUUACAGGUGUCAGACAUCCACAUCAGCCGGUUCCACGACCCAAGGCGCAUUCCUGACUUUGAGAAGUUCUGCACCGACACCGUGGAAGUGAUCAAGCCGGAUCUGGUGCUUGCAACAGGAGACCUGACGGACGCCAAAACCGAGAGCAAGGUGGGCUCCCUGCAGCACGAGGUGGAGUGGCAGGCCUACCACAACAUCCUGAAGAGGUCCCGGGUGAUGGAGCGCACGCGGUGGAUAGACAUCCGGGGAAAUCACGAUGCCUUCAACAUCAUGUCACUGGACAGCGUCAACAACUAUUACCGGAAAUACUCGGCUAAUCAGAAAGUCGGCUCUUUCCACUACGUUCACAAAACUCCCUUCGGCAACUACUCCUUCGUCUGUGCCGAUGCCACCCUGACCCCGGGACCCAAGAGGCCGUACAACUUCUUCGGUAUCCUCAACCAGACUCAGAUGGACUUGCUGGACACGUUCAGAGUUGAGAGUCUGGAAAGCAACCAGUCGAUCUGGUUUGGCCACUACACCACUUCCACUGUCGUCUCCCCGUCUCCGGGAGUCCGGGACAUAAUGAGAUCUGCAGUAGCAUAUCUCUGUGGCCACCUGCACACACUGGGCGGCCUGAUGCCGGUCCUCCACAGCCGCCACCCUCAGGGCACCCUGGAGCUGGAGCUGGGCGACUGGAUGGACAACCGCAGGUACAGGGUUCUGGCCUUCGACCACGACCUGCUGAGCUUCUCUGACUUGAAGUUUGAGCAGUGGCCUGCGGUGCUCAUCACCAACCCCAAGGACGCCCAGUACCUGCAUCCCGGAGUGGAGCCGCUGGGUCGGAUACGAAGAUCCACACACAUCAGGAUCUUGGCCUUCUCAGAGGCUUCCAUCACAGCGGUGCAUGUGAGCGUGGAUGGGGAACCUCUGGGGAAAGGCAGCUCGGCUGGAGGACCUCUGUAUGUGCUCCUGUGGGAUCCAUCUCUCUACCUCACUGGACUGCACACAAUCCGAGUCAAAGUGGAGGACUCGGCUGGGCGGACCACAGAGCGGGAGCAGCACUUCACUCUGGAGGAAGACCUGACUCCCAGCUUUGGUUUCGUGCAGUCCUUCAUCCUCCUCACAGACCACUACAUCCUGGCCCGAGCAGCCUUCAUAUUCAUGAUGCUGCUGAAUGUCGGUGUGCUGCUGGCCUUCAGGUUCCUCAGUGUUCCCUCUGGCAGAGGUUUGACGUCUCAAGCUUGUAUGUCUCUGCACCUGGUCAGUAAGAUGGACCUUUUCUACUACUCUCUGCUGCUGUUCAACCUGUGUACAGCCUUAGGUCCGUGGUUCGUAGGAGAAUUGAUAGACGGCCAUCUUGGCGCCUGCUUCGCCUUUGGGGUUUUCAUCGACGGAUACUUCCUGGAGGGCAGCCUCACUUAUGUUAUUGGAGUGGUUCAAAUGCUGUUCUUCAACAUGCCCCUCACCUCCUACCUCUGCUGGAGCCUCCACCACCGCUCCAGAGGCAACACCUUCCGAUCCCAGUUCCUGCGGCCGGGCUGCCGCUGGCGGAGUCUGGUGGUGCACCUCUUCAUGCUGCUGCUGCUCACCUGGCAGGCCCACUCCUGCUACUUCCUCCUGGAGACCUACGGCCUCAUGGCCUGUUUCCUGUCUCCUGUCCGCACGUGGGCGUUCGGGCUCAGUCUGCUAUUGGUCCACCGCGCCUGGACAGGCCCCGCCCCUUUCAUCCGUGACAACAGCAAGAGCGUCUCUCCCUCUUGACAGUAAUUGCACUGUACCACCGCCACCACCACCACGAUUUCCAUUGAGCCUGACUCACAGAUAUAUUUUCCAGUCUCUAUCCACCUUGAAAGCCUCAAUUUCCCCCCCCACACGACAGCCUCUUCCGUUUCUUUCUCUCCUUCCAUAGCAUCCUCCCAGUACACCACUCACUACCCUGUUUCUAGAGUAUUUACUUGAUAUGCAUGUUAUUGUAAAGCACCGGUGAGCACAUUUCUGGCCAUAUUCAUAGCAAUGUGUACAGUGUUAAGAAACUAAAUCACCCUGGAUAAGAAUGAAAUAGCCUAUUCGAGGACUAGUUUGACGAAUCCUGCAGAUGACAGUGUACUAGCUGUAUCCUGCUGUGGUUAAAGCUGACUCACUAACUUGAGCUUUAGCACUUUUUGGAAGUGGUGCCUUGGCUCGAUGCCACCUCACCACUGCCAAAGGAUGAAUAAGAAAGAUUUCACCUUUUAUUCUCCCCCCCCCUGAAAGCUGUUUUCAUUCGCUAAUGAAAGCCGCAUGUGCCAAACCAAUCCCUGUGUUUACCUCCCGACAAACAAAUCAAGUGGAUAAUAAAAGGUGUAUGCCUCAUUUUAUAUACUGUAAGCUUUCCCUAAUGUCCCGCGGGCUGAUGGAAAGUGGAAGUAACUUCGGUGGAAAUUACGAACUGCAGAUGAUGCAACCUGCACGACCAGAUUCUCAAGUUUAUUCUACAUUUAAUUACAGGCAAUGAAAGGAAGGGGAAUUAUAAAUGGGUCGAGUACUGUCGCUGAUCCGUCAACGUGUUUUUAAACUUACAUGAAUUCCACUGCACACAACUGCCAAUGUAAAAAACUUCGUAAUAUUCGCUCUGGAAUAUUCAUAUCAAACACUUCGAUGCCACUUUUCACCGCGACACAGAGACGCCGGCCUGACUCUCCAUGCUCCUUCAAACGGGCCUACAGAGAGCAGCUGUUUGUUUCUCAGGAAUGUGAGCACUUGAACAAUAGGCCGGCCCCGGUAGUAUUUCAGGACAAUGUUUUUUAUACGGCAUAGUAGCUCAGUGAAUUCAAAAAACUAUGUUGGGGAAGAAGAAAAAAAUCCAGAUGUGUGGUGGCAAAAAAAAAAACUUGUAUUGUGGGAUUUCUUUCAUUUUAUUUUUUCUCUCAUGUUAUAGAACUGCACUGGAAAUGGUUAUUUUUCACCUCCCUUCCAUCGAGUGUGGGCUGGAAGAUGCAGAAUUGAAUGUUGAUCCCUUUUUUGUGAAGGUGCGAGAGCAUUGAACUGGGUUUGUGUCACACUAAUCCAGUCCAGUACCCAGUAGUGGCAGCUGCCUGGAUUCCACAAGAACUAACUGGUCUAAGAAUGUACAGAAAAUGGGAGAAUACGUUAUUUAUCGUGUCCUUUCAUGGAAGGCAAUGUUCCAGCGGCGUCAGAUCCUCGUAUAUUUUCCAAAUCCAUACCCAGCGUUGGUACAGAAUCGUUCCUCAGUGCUGUUAUAAGACAUGCGCUCUAAUAUUUAAACACCUGCCAGGUACUGAGAAAAAUUGAUUUAUGUGCAAUCGUGCUGGCAGUGGUUUAAUAACUUCCUUCCUCUCUGCAUCGACGGGUCUUACACGUUUGUACAGGAGCACCACUAAGUGUUUAAUUCCAGGAUGAAGACUGAUAUUUUAAAUGUAUUGACUUGUGUUAUUGGAGAUGAUGUCUCUCAGUAUCUCUCUCAAGCUCUGGGACCUGUCCACAAGGAGGCAGUAUAGAAUGGACACAGAGGGUUAUGAUUUAUUACUGGGCUGCAUUUCACUUCCAUCCCCAAAUUCUGCAUGAUUCAUUUUUUUGUCUUUUUGCAGAAAAUCACUCACCGAUUAUGGUUUAAUAUAAAUCUGGGGGUGAUUUUUUUUGUACUGUGCAUCCAAUUAACAGAAAACAGACAUCAUUACAUGUCUGAGAAGGAAUACACUGUAAAAAGAAUGUACUGGUUUUCACUUAUUCUACAUUCCCCCUCUUAUGUUCAAAUACUGAUGCAUACGAAUGAAGAUGAUGAUUUCCCCCCCGGCCAAAUAUUAUUUUUUCUUGUGACAACUGAACUUGGAGCCAGCCACAACUUUUAUUUUGUUAAUGGUUUAUAGUGCUGUGGAAUAAAAAUGUUCAUUACAGUAAA
Molecule: messenger RNA, 4153 nt
Organism: Pleuronectes platessa (European plaice)
Lineage: Eukaryota; Metazoa; Chordata; Actinopteri; Pleuronectiformes; Pleuronectidae
Gene: tmem62
Product: transmembrane protein 62
Exons: 14
Coding region: 1-2016 (671 amino acids)
Molecular function (GO): hydrolase activity
Source: RefSeq, a predicted model, not a curated record